Messenger RNA from Helianthus annuus (common sunflower), 3133 nucleotides. Its product is annotated as probable alpha,alpha-trehalose-phosphate synthase [UDP-forming] 7. Lineage: Eukaryota; Viridiplantae; Streptophyta; Magnoliopsida; Asterales; Asteraceae. The transcript has 4 exons. Gene Ontology annotation, cellular component: cytosol. The record is from RefSeq and is a predicted model, not a curated record. Gene Ontology annotation, biological process: trehalose biosynthetic process. The coding region runs from base 279 to 2831 and encodes 850 amino acids. Gene Ontology annotation, molecular function: catalytic activity.
GGAUACAAUUUAUCAAAAACAUAUGGACACGUGGCAAACAGGGGAACUGACACGUGCCCUACCAAACAGCACGUGACACAAGUAUUCCAGUUGGCAUCCUUACUUUCUUUGCUGGCCGACCUUAUCCCCUUUCACCACAAAUCAAACCCUAAAUUCUGUUCUGUUCAACAAUAAUCUUCAAACCCUUCAAUCCUCAUUAAUCAAUCACAAUUCACCAUUCCAGAAUCUUCGAAUCGAAUUGGAUUAUUGCGUAACAAGACUCUGUUUCGAUAAUUGAAAUGAUAUCGAAAUCGUAUGCGAAUCUGUUAGAUCUAGCAAAUGGGAAUUUUCCGGCAAUGGAGGAGCCUCGCCGGAAGGUGUUCCCCCGGACAAUGACGGUGGCCGGAGUUUUAUCAGAGAUUGAUGAUGAUCAAGCUCGUAGUGUGUCGUCAGAUGCUCUGUCUGCGGUAACCGCGGAUAGGUUGAUUGUUGUGGCGAAUCAGUUGCCGUUGAAAGCGACCCGGGUAACUGAUGAGAAGACCGGAGAAUUGUUGUGGGAUUUUAAAUGGGACGAGAGUUCGUUGUAUUGGCAUAUUAAGGAUGGGCUGCCGGACGAAAUGGAGGUUAUUUAUGUCGGUUCGUUAAAGGCGGAAAUCGACCCGAGUGAACAGGAUGAUGUUUCACAGAUGUUGUUAGAGAAGUUUAAAUGUGUGCCCGCGUUUCUCCCGCCAUCGAUUUUGGAUAAGUAUUAUCAUGGGUUUUGUAAGCAGUAUUUGUGGCCGUUGUUUCAUUACCGGCUGCCGUUUUCUGGGGGAAAUGGCGGUCGGUUUGAUCGAGGUUUAUGGGAAGCUUAUGUGUCUGCGAAUAAGAUAUUCGCGCAGAAGGUGAUAGAAGUGAUAAACCCUGAUGAUGAUUAUGUUUGGAUUCAUGAUUAUCAUUUAAUGGUGCUUCCGACGUUCUUGAGAAGACAUUUUAAUCGGCUGCGGAUGGGGUUUUUUCUGCAUAGCCCUUUCCCGUCGUCGGAAAUCUAUAGAACAGUGCCGGUGAGGGAGGAGAUCUUGAAGGCGCUUCUGAAUGCUGAUCUUGUUGGUUUUCACACUUUUGAUUAUGCGCGCCAUUUUCUCUCGUGUUGUAGUAGGAUGCUUGGUUUGGAGUACCAGUCGAAACGGGGCUAUAUCGGAUUGGAAUACUACGGGAGGACGAUUGGGGUUAAGAUUAUGCCAAGUGGGAUCCACAUGGGUCAGAUGGAGUCUGUGUUGAAGGAUUCGUGUAAACAAUCAAAGGUUCGAGAGCUUGAACAAGAAUAUGCAGGAAAAAUGGUGCUUCUUGGUGUUGAUGAUAUGGAUACGUUUAAAGGGGUGAAUCUUAAGGUUUUGGCAAUGGAACAGAUGCUCAAGUCUCAUCGUAGCUUGCUCGGGCAUGCGGUUUUAGUCCAAAUCUUGAAUCCGGCUCGUGGCAAAGGGCGGGAUGUGGCGGAGAUCGAGGCGGAGAUAAGAUCUAGCUCCGAAAGAAUCAAUCAAGAAUUAGGAACUCCGGGCUACAUGCCUAUUGUGCUUAUCGAUAAACCACUUAGUUUAUCCGAAAAGGCGGCGUAUUAUACCAUCUCUGAGGCUGCAAUAGUGACAGCUAUCCGCGAUGGUAUGAAUCUCACUCCAUACGAGUAUGUUGUUUGUAGGCAAGGGAUCUCGGGUUCCGAUGCUUCAAAUUCUCCCCAAAAGAGCAUGCUAGUGGUGUCGGAAUUUGUCGGGUGUUCACCUUCUUUAAGUGGUGCAAUACGGGUCAACCCAUGGGACGUGGAUGCAUCAGCGGAAGCUAUGUACGAGGCUAUCUCAAUUUCAGAUUUUGAAAAACAGAUGCGUCACGAAAAGCAUUAUAAAUACGUUAGCACCCACGAUGUCGCGUAUUGGGCACGCAGCUUCUUUCAAGAUUUGGAGAGAACUUGUGUUGACCAUUUCAGGAGUCGGUGUUGGGGUAUAGGAUUGAGCUUUGGAUUUAGAGUCGUGGCUCUUGACCCGAUGUUCAGAAAGUUGACCAGUGAUGUGAUUAUGGAUGCGUACGAACGUGCUCAAAAUCGCGCGAUCUUGUUGGACUAUGAUGGAACUGUCAUGCCACAAUCAUCAAUUGACAAACGUCCUAGUGCCGAGGUUAUUUCCAUUAUCAACAGACUAUGUAGUGAUCCUAAGAAUACAGUGUUUGUUGUCAGUGGACGAGGUAAAGAAGAUCUUGCCAAAUGGUUCGCUCCUUGUGAGAGGCUCGGCAUUGCAGCCGAACAUGGUUACUUUAUGAGGUGGUUAGCUGAUGAAGAUUGGCAAACACAUGCACAAAAUGCAAGCUUUGGAUGGAUGCAUAUGGCGGAGCCGGUAAUGAGAUUAUACACAGAAUCCACUGAUGGUUCUUCCAUUGAACGCAAAGAAAGUGCACUGGUUUGGCACUUUCAGGAUGCCGACACAGCUUUCGGCUCGGCCCAGGCUAAAGAAAUGUUAGAUCAUCUUGAAAGCGUGCUUGCUAACGAACCCGUGGUUGUAAAAAGCGGUCAAUACAUUAUAGAAGUCAAACCACAGGGUGUGACUAAAGGUUCGGUUGCACAGAAGAUCUUCGAGUCGAUGUUUAGAAAAGAAAGACGGGCCGAUUUUGUACUUUGUGUUGGGGACGAUAGAAGUGAUGAAGAUAUGUUUGUGAUGAUCGGUGAUUCAAUAAAAGCGGAUGUGAUCGUUAACAACAAAUCGGUGUUUGCGUGCACGGUCGGACAGAAACCGAGUAGAGCCGAGUACUAUUUGGAUGACACGGUGGAAGUUAUAAACAUGCUUGAGAAUCUUGGAGAUCUUUCAGGGUCAGAAGAUUCUGAUUCUUGAGAAUCUUGUUGAGGUAUCUGCUUUGCUGUGUACAUUCUGAUGAAGAAAGCAAAGGGGGUAAAGGUAAAGGGGGUUUUUAAUUAUAAAAAGAGGUUUAGUGGGCCUGUUUUGUUCUUUCAUUCCAUUAAUUGGAAAGAUGGAAGAUUGGAAAAUGGGGUAGUUGUUGGUACAAUGUGGACAUAAGCAGGGUAGUUGUUAAAGUGAUUUGACUUUGUUUUGGUCUGUGAAUGAACAGAUGAUGAACUACUCUUGUUAACUGGUCAUUUUGAUGCAAAUCUUGAUAAGAGUUGACCUUAGCUUCU